This is a messenger RNA of Notolabrus celidotus (New Zealand spotty), 698 nucleotides long. Its product is annotated as cytochrome c oxidase assembly factor 5. The record is from RefSeq and is a predicted model, not a curated record. Gene Ontology annotation, cellular component: mitochondrion. The transcript is spliced from 3 exons. Gene Ontology annotation, biological process: mitochondrial respiratory chain complex IV assembly. Bases 149 to 376 code for a protein of 75 amino acids. NCBI's taxonomy places the organism in Eukaryota, Metazoa, Chordata, Actinopteri, Labriformes, Labridae.
GCCCUCUGCGGCAAAUACUUCCGUUUACCCAUGAUGCAGUUUGAGAAACAUGGCCGAAAGCCUUCAUAACAUCGAUGUAACAGCCAUAACAUUGCUGACUAUUGCACUUCUGUAAGGAGAUACUGGAUGUAUCAGAAGAUUCUGCAAAAUGCCGAAGUACUACGAGGAUAAAGAGGAAGACAACAGAGCAUGCGCCGGAAUCAGAGAGGACUUCAAGGCCUGUCUCCUUCAGACUGACUGUGUGGUAAAGGAUGGGAAGCUGCCCAGUGAAUGUCUGAAGGAAGGCCACUGCAAAGCCUUGCAGACAUCUUUCUUUGAGUGCAAGAGGUCAAUGCUGGACACAAGAUCGAGAUUCAGAGGAAGGAAAGGAUACUGAGGAACCAUCUGAAUGCUACCAUACUGGUGAACGGCUACAGGAUGAGACUGAAUACUCUUCGUGAAUUAUAAUGAAUGAGUGCUGCUCGCAGGUCAGUUUACGUGCAGCUUUACAAUCUCAUCUGAAGGACACGUGCAAAGACAGUGGAACUCAAAAGGACUUGUAAUGUUUAAAGGACAGUUUCCACUGACAGUGAAAAGAUGAACUGUUCAUCAGCAGGUAAUGACGAGCUCACUGGAGCUGUUUCCUGGAUAUACGAGUAUGAGUUUGUUAUGAAACAACACCUGUAAUGAAAGAAACAAUGAAUAAAUGAUGAGGAACA